Molecule: messenger RNA, 5747 nt
Organism: Nanorana parkeri
Lineage: Eukaryota; Metazoa; Chordata; Amphibia; Anura; Dicroglossidae
Gene: PATJ
Product: PATJ, crumbs cell polarity complex component
Exons: 46
Coding region: 123-5747 (1874 amino acids)
Molecular function (GO): protein binding
Source: RefSeq, a predicted model, not a curated record
AAAAAAAAAAAAAGAUCAGCAGCACAGCUCCAAAGUGCAGCAGCUGCCACAAGCUGGGAGUGAUUGGACAGAGCUGGGAUUGAGUUUAUUUGACGUAAUCAGUCUGCCGCAUUUGUUUAAAGAUGCCGGAGUUUCUCGAUACAGGGACUCCUAAUUUUGACAAGCAGCAAGUGCUGCAGAUUGUCGAACGUCUACAGAGGAAACUGAAUGAUAAGGGUGACCUGAGCCACCAUGAGAAGAUUUGUAUCUUGCGGGACACCCUGACCAGCCCCCUGUUUAAUCAGAUACUGACUGUGCAGCAGUCCAUUAAACAACUGAAAGAGCAGCUGAACCGCAUGCCAGCUGACCGUUCUGCGGAAUUUGAUUUCACCAAGAAAGGCUUAUUGGUAUUUCAAGCAGACUCUUCUGCCCACUUGGGAAACAAGACGGACUCUUUGUCCUUUGACAACUUUGUUACGUCGCGACUCGACCAGGAGAACGAGGGAACCGAUGAAUUCGACAGGAAGAUUCAGCAGAUGGCCGCGGGUCGGCAAAUUGAAUAUAUAGAUAUAGAAAAGCCUACUGUCGGAGGCCUCGGUUUUAGUGUGGUGGCGCUGAAAAAUGGCGGUGGGGGAGAUGCCGGUGUGUUUAUCAAAGGAGUGCAAGCGGGAAGCAUUGCAGACAGGGAUGGACGUCUUAAGGAAAAUGACCAGAUCCUGGCAAUUAAUUACACCCCAUUGGACGUAACCGUCUCCCACCAAGAGGCCAUAUCUCUGCUCCAGCAGUCUUCUGGAUUCUUACACUUGGUGGUAGCUAAACUGCCGGCGCCCAUUACUACUCAGAGCCAAACUAACCAGAUGAAUGAGCAAAUGUGUUGGGGCCACGUGGAAGAAAUUGAACUCAUUAACGACGGCUCGGGAUUAGGGUUCGGGAUUGUUGGCGGAAAAGCCAGCGGGGUAAUUGUCAAAACGAUCUUAACCGGAGGACUGGCUGAUCAGGAUGGAAGAUUAAAGACCGGAGAUCAUAUCUUGAAAAUUGGAGAUACCAAUGUCCAAGGAAUGGCCAGCGAUCAGGUAGCCCAGGUGUUAAGGAAUUGUGGAAAUUCUGUCCGGAUGGUUGUGGCUCGAGAUCCUGUUGGAAAGACUCCCAUGAGACCUUCACCUCCACCUGCUCCAGCCACGUUGCCAGUGGGGUCAGUGCCUCCUUCGGAGGUGAGGAAUGUCCACACUGAUAGUCCGGAUGGUAAUCUGUAUGAUGUCGCACUUACUAAGAAGGAAGGCCAGAGUCUUGGAAUUACCAUCAUUGGAUACACCGGUUCAAACAGCGGAGGCUCUUCAGGUAUUUUUGUGAAGGGGGUCAUACCGGGCAGUGCUGCGGACCAGAGUGGAUGCAUUCAGGUUAAUGACAGAAUUGUAGCUGUGGAUGGUAUAAACAUCCAGGGUACGUCCAAUCAAGAUGUUGUGGCUGCACUACGUAACACUGGACAGACUGUCAACCUGACCCUUUCCAGGGGUAUAGUGCCAACCAGCCCACCACCUCUACCAGAGAGUCCUCCAAGCAAAGAAGUGCCAAGCGUGACACUGCCUCCGCUGCCUGCUGUUCCGCCGAUGGGUGAAAUAAAAGAGGUCCCGGAAGGUCCACCACAUGAUGCAGGGUACCAGGAACAAACCGAUAACUAUAGAAAUGAGCUGCGAGCAGGCCCCCUGACUCCUGAGACUGAAGCAUUAAAAUCCAAGUGGGAGAAGCGCCUUGGCCCCGACUAUUUAGUUAUGGUUGUCGAUCUGGAUACAAAAAUAGAAGAUGAUGAAGAGCUGCAGAAAUACUCCAAGCUUUUGCCCAUCCACACUAUGAGACUGGGAGUUGAACUUGACUCUUUCGAUGGCCACCAUUUUAUAUCGUCCAUUGCUCCUGAAGGUCCCGUUGCCAAACUUGGAAUUUUGCAGCCAGAAGAUGAACUCCUGGAGGUCAACCAGGUGCAGCUCUACGGAAAGUCACGCAGGGAGGCAAUUUCAUUCCUCAAAGAAGUACCUCCUCCCUUUACACUGGUCUGCUGUCGUCGAUUGGUUGAUGAUGAAAACGACAACUUUGCGAAUGAUUCAAAAUCUUUGAGGAUCCAAGAUGAAAUGGAAGAAGAUGUUUUCCAGACACCACAAGCAGUUGGCUCUGCGCAUGUUAGUAAGUCAGUAGAAGACACAGCUCGUGAACUUCAGUUAAACAAUGAAGAAGACGACGGAGAGUUGACUUUGUGGUCUCCAGAUGUGGAAGUUGUUGAACUGGUGAAAGACAAAAGAGGGCUCGGGUUCAGUAUUCUGGAUUAUGAGGAUCCUUUAGAUCCAGCACGGACGGUGAUCGUGGUUCAGUCUCUGGUCGCAGGUGGCAUGGCAGAGGAAAGCGGCCAGAUUCUGCCGGGCGACCGCCUGCUCUUUGUAAAUGACAGUUUUAUGGACAAUGCCUCGCUGGAUGAUGCUGUGCAAAUAUUAACAUCUGUCCCGCCGGGGAAAGUCCGCAUUGGCCUUUGCAAGCCGCUGGUGAAUGAAAUGAAAGGUGACACUGUGUACAUUCCACAUAGAGGAGAAUCGGGGGAUAAUAUGGACGCUGCAAUAGAAGAUGCAUCACUACGGUCUAAUCGUUACCAUGUACAAUACAAAGUGGAGCCCUUCUUGGAACAAGAGGAGUUGGUUGACGAGCCAUUGUCGGCGAUGGGACCAGCUUUCAACUUACAAGACGAUAAUACAAAGGCUGUGCAAGAGUUGUGGGAAAUGCACGAAUUGGAGGGCUUUGCAGAGGAAAGGGAGAUGCUGGUGGAUGAAGAGUAUACAGAACAGGGCGAGCCACAUCCCUACGCCAAUCAGUAUAGUCUGAAUUAUAAUGGAAUCCGCUCCGAGGAGAACCCGUCGUAUAGCCAGCCCUGGCUAGACAAUGCAGACUAUAUUGAACAGACUGACCCUGGAGUAAUGUCAGUGGAUCCUGUAAAUACAUAUGCUUCCGAAAUGGAGGUCCAAAAUCCAGAGGACAUUAACAUCGAACUAGAAGGUGAUUUUCCUGCUCUCAAGGAACCCGGGAUUGUGUUUGACCCAGAUGUAAUUGCCAUAGGAAGGUACAUCACAAGGCAAAGAGAGUCUGGAGUGAAUGUGACCUCUGCAACUCAUCAUACAACGAACCAGCUGUCUGCUGAACUACCUGAGCGGGAAGAAGGGGAAGGAGAAGAAACGCCAACAUUUAGCCACUGGGGGGCUCCGCGUGUUGUUGAGAUAUGGAGAGAACCUCAAGUUUCCUUGGGAAUCAGUAUCGUCGGAGGGCAAAGCAUCAUUAAACGCUUGAAGAAUGGAGAGGAGCUAAAGGGCAUUUUCAUAAAGCAAGUUCUGGAGGACAGCCCCGCUGGGAGAACCAAAGCUUUAAAGACUGGAGAUAAGAUUCUAGAGGUCUCCGGAGUAGAUCUGAGGGAGGCCACUCACGAUGAAGCUGUGGCCGUCAUAAAAAAUGCAGGAAAUCCAGUUGUUUUCGUCAUUCAGAGUUUGUCUCCAGCCCCACGGUUGCAGUCCAUCAUGAAUCCCAAAGCUUCAAAUUUUAACAAAGACGAUGAAGGCAAAGAUGAACAGAACGUGUCUCCUGUGCCUGCAGGUCCUCCGCCACCACCAAUGAGGCUGCCCCCUCCGUACAGAGAGAGCACAAGUUCUGAGGUGGCAGGGCUUGAAGAAGAAGAAGAGGAGGAGGAGAGUGACGAGAAAAUAAGUCAGAGAUAUGCUGAGCUUCCGGGGGAGCUGCACAUUGUCGAGCUGGAGAAGGAAAAAAAUGGACUUGGCCUCAGUUUGGCAGGUAACAAGGACCGAUCACAGAUGAGCAUCUUCGUGGUAGCCAUAAAUCCGGAUGGACCUGCCGGAAGAGACGGGAGAAUCCAAGUUGGAGAUGAAUUAUUGGAGCUGAACAAUAACAUUUUGUUUGGAAAAAGCCAUCAGAAUGCAUCUGCCAUUAUUAAGUCUGCGCCUUCCAAACUGAAACUUGUGCUUAUAAGGAAUGAAGAUGCCGCUCGCCAGAUGGCCAUCGGCCCCUACCCGCUGCCAGCAAGUUCCCAAUUCUCCAAUCAGGAGGCGCCUGGAGUCUCAGUAUCCAGCAGAGCAGAUGACAGUGGUUUGGGGGAACCCAGGAGAAGCUACACCGACGUGGAAACAAACACAAGCGAGAGUAAAGUGAAGUUCAGUGGCCAGACUCUGGAGGCGGUGGAGGAGAAGAAUGUGCUGGACCAAGAAAGGAUCGCCAGCCAGCUAAGACAACCUAAAACUAGCGCCAAGAUUCCAUACAGUGCGCAGGACAUACAGCUGACCCCGGCACAACCCUACAUUAUUCCCGAACCGGAUAUCACCAACCAGAGGAACAUCUCGUCUCCGUCGGUUCACUUUGACCCGGCAACAUGUCCUAUUAUCCCAGGGCAGGAAAUGACCAUCGAGAUCUCCAAAGGGCGAUCGGGUCUUGGACUCAGCAUCGUGGGUGGGAAAGACACUCCGCUGGAGGCGGUGGUGAUACAUGAAGUGUAUGAAGAAGGAGCUGCAGCGAGAGAUGGGAGACUCUGGGCAGGUGAUCAGAUUCUAGAGGUCAACGAUGUGGAUCUUCGGAACGCCUCCCACGAGGAAGCCAUCACAGCCCUCCGGCAGACCCCGCAGAGGGUGCAGCUGGUGGUGUUUCGGGAUGAGGCCCAGUACCGGGAUGAGGACAAUCUGGACAUAUUCCUCGUGGAGCUGCAAAAGAAAAGUGGGCGUGGCCUGGGACUGAGCAUCGUUGGGAAAAGGACCGGCAGCGGAGUCUUCAUAUCUGACAUCGUCAAAGGGGGGGCCGCCGACUACGACGGGAGAUUAAUGCAGGGGGACCAGAUCCUGUCAGUCAACGGCGAGGACGUGCGCAACGCCUCCCAGGAAGUCGUCGCCGCUGUAUUAAAGUGCGCUCAAGGACUUGUUCAUCUGGAGAUUGGAAGGCUGAGAGUCGGCUCUUGGCUGUCGUCCAGGAAAUCUUACCCGAGCAGUCAGGUCAGCCAGAACAGCUCUCAGAGCGCACCGCCAGCCGCGUACGCCCCUGCCGGCUCCAGCUCACAGAAUUACGCGCAGAGAUCCUCGGCGCCAUCCUCUCAGAGGAACUCCGGUAUGGAACUGGAGCCGCGGAUUGUAGAAAUUAGCAGGGGGCCCAGUGAUGCUCUGGGGGUCAGCAUAGCUGGUGGAAAAGGAAGCCCACUAGGAGACAUUCCUGUGUUCAUCGCGAUGAUACAAGCCAGCGGAGUUGUCGCCCGCACACACAAACUGAAAGUUGGAGAUCGGAUUGUCAGUAUUAACAGGCAGCCCCUGGAAGGCUUCACUCACGCGGAAGUGGUUAACAUCCUGAAGAACGCCUUCGGUGCCAUCACCUUGGAGGUUGUAGCAGAUACGAACAUAAGUGCCAUCGCCAGUCAACUGGAGAGCAUGUCGCUGAGCCAGAGCAUGACAUCUGAGCACCCCGGCGAGGAGGCUGACAGAUCCCCUGUGCCAAAUGUAAUUCACCUGGAGAAAGGAGCGGAUGGGCUCGGGUUUAGUAUCGUCGGAGGAUACGGAAGCCCUCACGGGGAUCUUCCAAUCUAUGUCAAGACUGUAUUUACCAAGGGGGCCGCCGCGGUUGACGGCAGACUAAAACGAGGAGACCAGAUACUGGCGGUGAAUGAUGAGAGCCUAGAAGGCGUCACGCACGAAGAGGCAGUGGCCAUCUUAAAGCGGCAGAAAGGCAACGUCACUUUAACUGUGUUAUCGUAA